CGGCAUUCCUCGUGGGCGGCGCUACCCUUUGACCCUUCGCUCGCGUGCUACACAUCCGCGACUGUGCUACCAGUGGGAGGAAGAUGGCGGCCGCGGCUGUGGUGGUUCCAGCAGAGUGGAUAAAGAACUGGGAGAAAUCAGGGAGAGGCGAAUUUUUGCAUUUAUGUCGGAUCCUCAGUGAAAAUAAAAGCCUUGAUAGUUCGACAUACAGAGAUUUCCAGCAAGCUCUCUAUGAAUUGUCAUAUCAUGUAAUUAAAGGAAAUCUAAAGCAUGAACAGGCAUCUAAUGUUCUUAAUGACAUUAGUGAAUUUCGUGAGGAUAUGCCCUCCAUUCUUGCUGAUGUAUUCUGCAUAUUAGAUAUUGAAACAAAUUGUUUAGAAGAAAAGAGCAAGAGAGACUGUUUUACCCAGUUGGUAUUAGCAUGUUUGCAUUUAGUUUCAGCCACAGUCCUGAAGGAACGCCUGGAUCCAGAAACACUGGAAUCAUUAGGGCUUAUCAAACAAUCACAGCAGUUCCAUCAAAAGACAGUUAAAAUCAAGACAAAACUCUUUUAUAAGCAGCAGAAAUUCAAUUUGUUAAGAGAAGAGAAUGAAGGUUAUGCCAAGCUGAUUGCUGAAUUGGGGCAAGAUUUAUCUGGAAGCAUUACUAGUGAUUUAAUGUUAGAAAAUAUCAAAUCUUUAAUAGGAUGCUUUAAUCUGGAUCCCAAUAGAGUUUUGGAUGUCAUUUUGGAAGUGUUUGAAUGCAGGCCAGAACACGAUGACUUCUUUAUGUCUUUGUUAGAAUCUUACAUGAGUAUGUGUGAACCGCAAACACUGUGUCAUAUUCUUGGGUUCAAAUUCAAGUUUUACCAGAAACCAAAUGGCGAGACACCACCAUCUUUAUACAGAGUUGCAGCUGUACUUCUACAAUUUAAUCUUAUUGAUUUAGAUGAUUUCUAUGUACAUCUUAUUCCAGCUGAUAAUUGCAUCAUGGAUGAACACAAACAAGAAAUUGUGGAAGCUAAGCAAAUUGUUAGAAAACUUACGACGGUUGUGUUGUCUUCUGAACAAAUGGAUGAUCGAGAGAAAGAAAAGGAGAAAGAAGAGGAGAAAGUAGAGAGGCCACCUGGUAACCAAAAACUUGGCUUGUUGGAAGCCUUAUUAAAGAUCGGUGACUGGCAACAUGCACAGGACAUUAUGGAUCAGAUGCCUCCAUACUAUGCAGCUUCACAUAAGCUAAUAGCACUUGCUAUUUGCAAGCUCAUUCACAUAACUACUGAACCUCUCUACCGAAGAGUUGGUGUUCCUAAAGGUGCUAAGGGCUCACCUGUUAAUGCUUUGCAAAAGAGGGCACCAAAACAAGCUGACAGUUUUGAAGUGAGGAGAGACGUGUUUAAUAUGUUCUGUUACCUUGGUCCUCACCUUUCUCAUGAUCCCAUUUUAUUUGCAAAAGUGGUGCGCAUAGGCAAGUCAUUUAUGAAGGAGUUUCAGUCUGAUGGAAGCAAACAAGAAGAUAAAGAAAAAGCGGAAGUUAUCCUUAGCUGCUUGCUUAGCAUUACUGACCAGGUACUACUUCCAUCUCUUUCUCUGAUGGACUGCAAUGCCUGUAUGUCUGAGGAACUAUGGGGAAUGUUUAAAACAUUUCCAUAUCAGCAUAGAUACCGUCUGUAUGGCCAGUGGAAGAAUGAAACUUAUAACAGCCACCCACUUUUAGUAAAAGUUAAGGCUCAAACAAUAGACAGAGCCAAAUAUAUCAUGAAGCGCCUAACGAAGGAAAAUGUGGAGGCUUCUGGAAGACAAAUUGGGAAGCUGAGCCACAGCAAUCCAGCUAUUUUGUUUGAUUAUAUCUUGUCGCAAAUACAGAAGUAUGAUAACUUAGUAACACCUGUAGUAGUUUCAUUGAAAUACCUCACUUCAUUGAAUUAUGAUGUUUUGGCCUAUUGUAUCAUUGAAGCUUUAGCUAAUCCAGAAAAGGAAAGAAUGAAACAUGAUGACACAACCAUCUCAAGCUGGCUUCAGAGUCUGGCUAAUUUCUGUGGUGCAGUUUUUCAUAAAUAUCCAAUUGAUCUUGCCGGCCUUCUUCAGUAUGUUGUCAAUCAGCUAAAGGCGGGUAAAAGUUUUGACCUGCUUAUAUUGAAAGAAGUCGUGCAAAAAAUGGCAGGAAUACAAAUUACAGAGGAAAUGACGGUGGAGCAACUAGAGGCCAUGACUGGUGGAGAGCAGCUAAAAGCUGAGGGUGGUUAUUUUGGCCAGAUCAGAAACACUAAAGAAUCCUCUCAGAGAUUAAAGGAUGCUCUUUUGGACCAUGAUCUUGUCCUUCCUCUCUUUCUCCUUAUGGCUCAGCAGAGGAAUAGGAUAAUCUUUCAGGAAGGUGGAGAGAAACAUUUGAAACUUGUGGGAAAGCUCUAUGACCAGUGUCAUGAUACCCUGGUGCAGUUUGGCGGGUUUUUAGCAUCUAAUCUGAGCACAGAAGAUUAUAUAGAGCGAGUGCCUUCAAUUGAUGUACUCUGUAACGAAUUUCAUGCACCCCAUGAUGCGGCAUUUUUCCUGUCUAGACCAAUGUAUGCCCGUCAUAUUUCGUCAAAGUAUGAUGAACUUAAAAAAUCAGAAAAGGGAAGUAAAGAGCAACAUAAAGUUCAUAAGUACAUAACAUCAUGUGAGAUGGUGAUGGCUCCUGUCCAUGAAGCAGUGGUCUCCUUACAUGUUUCCGAAGUCUGGGAUGACAUCAGCCCUCAAUUCUAUGCCACGUUCUGGUCAUUGACAAUGUAUGACCUUGCAGUUCCACACACCAGCUAUAAACGAGAAGUAAAUAGACUUAAAAUCCACAUGAGAGCAAUUGAUGACAAUCAAGAAAUGCCCCCAAAUAAAAAGAAAAAAGAGAAGGAGCACUGUACUGCUCUUCAGGACAAGCUUCUUGAAGAAGAAAAGAAACAGAUGGAACAUGUACAGAGAGUUCUACAGAGAUUGAAACUGGAAAAGGACAAGUGGCUUUUAGCAAAAUCUAACAAAAAUGAGACCAUCACAAAAUUUCUACAGCUGUGUUUAUUUCCUCGAUGUAUUUUUUCAGCAAUUGAUGCUGUUUACUGUGCUCGUUUUGUUGAAUUGGUACAUCAACAGAAAACUCCAAAUUUUUCCACACUUCUUUGCUAUGAUCGAGUUUUCUCUGACAUAAUUUACACAGUUGCAAGCUGUACUGAAAACGAAGCCAGUCGCUAUGGAAGGUUUCUUUGCUGCAUGUUAGAGACUGUGACCAGGUGGCAUAGCGAUAGAGCCACAUAUGAAAAGGAAUGUGGAAACUAUCCAGGAUUUUUUGCCACAUUACGGGCAACUGGAUUUGAUGGUGGAAAUAAGGCUCAUCAAUUAGACUAUAAAAAUUUUCGACAUCUUGUACAUAAAUGGCAUUAUAAACUAACCAAGGCAUCGAUACAUUGCCUUGAAACAGGCGAAUAUACUCACAUCCGGAAUAUCUUGAUUGUGCUAACAAAAAUACUUCCUUGCUACCCAAAAGUUUUGAAUCUGGGUCAAGCUUUGGAAAGAAGAGUACACAAAAUCUGCGAAGAAGAAAAAGAGAGGAGGCCAGAUCUAUAUGCAUUGGCUAUGGGGUAACAAAAUUAUAUUUUAAUGUGAUUUGUAAGACUAGAUGACAGAAGGAUUCUGAAGACUUUAAAAUGUUUUACAGUGUUGAAGUUUAUCUUCUGCCUUCAGGAGAUUAUGGGAGAUAAUGGGAUCAUGUUCCCACAGGCUGGUGAGAGUUACCAUUUCUGAUGAUCAACUUCCGGUCUAUACUGGAUGAUAGUUUCAAAAGUCAUAUAUAAUACUUC
Messenger RNA from Callithrix jacchus (white-tufted-ear marmoset), 3799 nucleotides. Its product is annotated as THO complex subunit 2-like. Gene Ontology annotation, biological process: mRNA processing; mRNA export from nucleus. Gene Ontology annotation, cellular component: THO complex part of transcription export complex. NCBI's taxonomy places the organism in Eukaryota, Metazoa, Chordata, Mammalia, Primates, Cebidae. Gene Ontology annotation, molecular function: mRNA binding. The record is from RefSeq and is a predicted model, not a curated record.